UUGUUAUCGCUACCUCAACCUAGAUCUUGUGAAAAGAGAAAUGGAUCCUGAUUCAGUGAAAUCAACCCUCUCUAAUCUGGCUUUCGGCAAUGUAAUGGCUGCUGCAGCCCGUGAUUACCAAAAGGAAUUACUUGCUCAAGAGAAGGGACAUGCAUCAUCUUCUGUUAAUGAGGAAUUUGAUCUUGAUGAAUUAAUGGAUGACCCUGAGCUGGAAAAAUUGCAUGCUGAUAGGAUUACAGCUCUUAAGAAAGAAGCUGAGAAGAGACAAGAAUUGAAAAUGCAAGGGCAUGGAGAGUAUAGGGAGAUAACCGAAGCAGACUUUUUGAGUGAAGUUACUGGCAGUGAUAAAGUAAUUUGUCACUUCUACCAUCACGAGUUCUACCGUUGCAAGAUUAUGGACAAACAUUUGAAGUCCCUCGCUCCAAGACAUUUUAGCACCAAAUUCAUCAAGUUGGAUGCUGAGAAUGCACCUUUCUUUGUUACAAAGCUGGGAAUCAAAACAUUGCCUUGUGUCAUACUAUUCAGGAAAGGAAUUGCGAUAGGGAGGCUGGUUGGAUUUGAUGACAUGGGAGGUAAAGAUGAUUUCAGCACGAGGACUCUUGAAGUUCUUCUGUUGAAGAAAGGAAUGAUUGAUGAGAAGAAAGAAGAUGAUGAUGAUGAUCAUCUUGAUGGUAAACGUACAUCAGUUAGAUCAACUGUGAAUCCCGAUUCUGAUUCAGACUAGAAAGAAAUUUGCAGUGCUGCUGCUGUGUCAUACUCAAUCCUCUCCAUACCAAUUUUUCACGAGAAAGAUUUUUGUUGAGAGCAAUGAGGGUUGUGGUGAGCAGUACACAAGGCUAAAGCUUGGUACAAGGAUAUCCUGAAAUAUUAUUAAUUUCAAUAUGAAUCAAAUGAAGAGAAGUUGGUUAUGUUUUUCAAUAGCAUGCUUGCAUUUUUCAGAUUCUAAUUUAUACUUAGGAUUGCUCAAAGUUAGCAGGCCUCCAUGUUAUUUAUGUUGAAUGUCUAGCUUCCUAUAUUCACCUCCAUGAAGAAAGUGUUUCCCUUUGAACAGAAAAUGAUUGUAUAUUACUUCGAAUGCCAAACAGUCUACUCUGUUACAAGUAA
Olea europaea var. sylvestris is the source of this 1104-nucleotide messenger RNA. Its product is annotated as thioredoxin domain-containing protein PLP3B-like. The record is from RefSeq and is a predicted model, not a curated record. Gene Ontology annotation, cellular component: cytoplasm. The transcript has 9 exons. Lineage: Eukaryota; Viridiplantae; Streptophyta; Magnoliopsida; Lamiales; Oleaceae. The coding region runs from base 41 to 724 and encodes 227 amino acids.